Suncus etruscus (white-toothed pygmy shrew) is the source of this 1368-nucleotide messenger RNA. RefSeq names its product MTOR associated protein, LST8 homolog (gene MLST8). Gene Ontology annotation, biological process: regulation of actin cytoskeleton organization; TOR signaling. NCBI's taxonomy places the organism in Eukaryota, Metazoa, Chordata, Mammalia, Eulipotyphla, Soricidae. The transcript is spliced from 9 exons. The record is from RefSeq and is a predicted model, not a curated record. Gene Ontology annotation, molecular function: protein binding. Gene Ontology annotation, cellular component: TORC2 complex; TORC1 complex. The coding region runs from base 251 to 1231 and encodes 326 amino acids.
CCCCGCCCCUGGGCGGCCCAUCGAUGAUUCCGCGCUCCGCUCGACUCGCUCCCGCGCGGCUCCCCGUCCUGCUGGCGGCGCAGCGCCGGGCCGCAUGCAAGAAGUGAAAUAAAGUCGAGUGACUCUGUGCAAUGUGGGAUGGACUCUGAUCAUUGCUGGGCUGCUCAGCGGCUGAUGCACUGACCUUUGAUCUCGGUGGCCUUUCCCACCCCACCACCCCACCUGCUCCCGGGCAAGCUGCAUUGUCACCAUGAAUACGUCUCCGGGCACGGUGGGCAGUGACCCCGUGAUCCUGGCCACGGCGGGCUAUGACCACACGGUGCGGUUCUGGCAGGCGCACAGUGGUAUCUGCACACGAACAGUGCAGCACCAGGACUCACAGGUGAACGCCUUGGAGAUUACUCCAGACCGCAGCAUGAUCGCUGCAGCAGGCUACCAGCACAUCCGCAUGUACGACCUCAACUCCAACAACCCCAACCCCAUCAUCAGUUACGACGGGGUCAGCAAGAAUAUCGCGUCUGUGGGCUUCCACGAGGAUGGGCGCUGGAUGUACACGGGUGGUGAGGACUGCACCGCACGAAUCUGGGACCUCAGGUCCCGAAACCUGCAGUGUCAGCGUAUCUUCCAGGUGAAUGCACCCAUUAACUGCGUGUGCCUGCACCCCAACCAGGCCGAGCUCAUUGUGGGUGAUCAGAGCGGUGCCAUCCACAUUUGGGACCUGAAGACGGACCACAAUGAACAGCUAAUCCCGGAGCCCGAGGUGUCCAUCACAUCAGCCCACAUUGAUCCCGACGCCAGCUACAUGGCGGCGGUCAAUAGCACUGGGAACUGCUACGUGUGGAACCUGACAGGGGGCAUCGGGGAUGAAGUGACGCAGCUCAUCCCAAAGACCAAAAUCCCUGCACACAGCCGCUACGCCCUGCAGUGCCGCUUCAGCCCAGACUCCACGCUCCUUGCCACUUGCUCAGCUGACCAGACGUGCAAAGUCUGGAGAACAUCCAAUUUCUCACUGAUGACGGAGCUGAGCAUCCGGAGUGGGAUCCCCGGGGAGUCAUCACGAGGCUGGAUGUGGGGCUGUGCCUUCUCGGGAGACUCCCAGUACAUCGUCACAGCCUCCUCUGACAACCUGGCCCGGCUCUGGUGCGUGGAGACCGGUGAGAUCAAGAGGGAAUACGGUGGCCACCAGAAAGCAGUCGUGUGCCUGGCAUUCAACGACAGUGUCCUGGGCUAGUCCCGUGGGGUGCCCUUUACCCUGUUCGAACCCAUCCUGCCCCUGUGUCCUCACACCACAGAAUGCUGUAACUGCAAGGAAGAUUUAUUGAGCUGUCUGGCUUAGUCCGGGAGGUAAUAAAAGCAAACAGAGACGCA